AGCUCAACCACAAGUGCAACAGAGACAAAAGAGGUUGCCCCCGUCGGGCCCAUAAAGCCUCUCACGAUGAUGAAGGCGCCUAAAAAACUCAAGCCUGCGAGGAAGCAGGUCAAACCUGGACAGGUGGAGAAGAAGGAGGCCGUCCAGACCGGGAAGGAGUACAAUAUAUGGUACAACAAAUGGGCUGGUGGAGAUAGAGAAGACAGCUAUUCAAACAAAGUAAAAUCCCAAACCCGCUGCAACAUCAAACGCGACCAAGGCCUCACACGCGCAAACACAACCGGCAUGCGCUACUGCUGUCUCUUCUUCGCUCGCGGGUGUUGUCCAUACGGCUGGGAAUGCGAAUACCUACACAUGUUACCUGACGAGACUUGGGCUCUACCCGAUACCUCUAAAGACUGCUUCGCGCGUGACAAGUUCGUUGAUUAUCGAGAUGAUAUGGGUGGUGUUGGGAGUUUCUCGAGACAAAAUCGGACUUUGUAUAUUGGAAGGAUUAAAGAGACUGGUCCGGGUCCUGAGACGGAGGAGAUUGUGAUUAGACAUUUUAAGGAGUGGGGUGCUAUUGAGAAGAUCCGAGUCCUCCAAUACCGAAGCGUAGCCUUCGUAACCUACGUCUCCGAGCUCAACGCUCAAUUCGCAAAAGAAGCAAUGGCUUGCCAAUCAAUGGACAACGACGAGAUUCUCAACGUCCGCUGGGCAACAGAAGACCCCAACCCAACUUCAAAAGUACAAGAACAAUGGCGAAUUCUCGAUAUGGGGAAAAGAGCUAUUCAGGAACGUAUGGACCCAAAGAUGAUUGAUGCUAUGCGUUCUGUACGAGCGUUGGAGGAAGGUGUGGAGUUGAAAGAUGAUGAGGAUGAUGAAGUGGAUGGAAAUGGAGAUGGAGAUGUGGAAGCCGAACAGAGAAGAGAACUUGAAGCACUUGCAGCGAGUGACGAAACCGACGAUUCAGAGCGAGAAGGUCAACCAAACGCAAAACGCCGACGUCUAGACGACAGCACGUCUGAUACUCAACCCAAGGGACUCCUCACGUCAGACACAAUAGAGGGCCUAAAAUACUUCGCCGAGAUACGAAAGCGUCACGAAAACUUAAGUGUAGUGAAGCAGGCUGCACCACCUAAACCUUUGACUGCGAGUCUUGCGUUGGAUUACGGGAGUGAUGAUGAUUAGAUUACUUUGUACAUUAUUAUUCGUUGCUGUCAUUCUAAUGGGCGAUGCAACGGCUAUUUCUUAAUAAAC
This is a messenger RNA of Fomitiporia mediterranea MF3/22, 1239 nucleotides long. RefSeq lists its product as uncharacterized. The record is from RefSeq and is a predicted model, not a curated record. The transcript has 4 exons. NCBI's taxonomy places the organism in Eukaryota, Fungi, Basidiomycota, Agaricomycetes, Hymenochaetales, Hymenochaetaceae. The coding region runs from base 67 to 1170 and encodes 367 amino acids. Gene Ontology annotation, molecular function: U6 snRNA binding; pre-mRNA binding; metal ion binding. Gene Ontology annotation, cellular component: U2-type catalytic step 1 spliceosome; U2-type catalytic step 2 spliceosome; Prp19 complex.